ACUGUGCAGAGCGUCUUGUUUGAGUCGCAGGUUGAUGACGGAGCAGAGAGAGGAGGUGCGGGUUUGCCACGUCGGUCUCUGUGCAACGCAUUUACACUGUUGCUCCUGAAGCCCCGGGCUAACUUUUAAAGACCUUUUUAUAUGUGUUUAACCUCGGAGAGAAAGCCAGCCUCCAGUAUCUCCGGUGCCGUGGCAGCUCGUCUUCACACAGAGACACAGAGACACAGAGACAGCAGAGCGGAGACACUGAAGCUGGAAGAAGGAGAGAAAAUGCUCGGUGCUGUCUGGACUCGUCAGGCUGGAAGACACACAACAACUGACUGAUGCAUCCUCGUCCACUUCACCCCCCCGUGUGUUGUCGUUGGCCUGGCUGUACAUGGUUGCUCAUUGAGGAGAAGGGGAGGACUCCCGGCGGCUGUUGGUUGGUGGGUGGCGUCCGUGGUUUCCACGGUAACUGGCGACCAUGCCAGGAGGUCGCAGGGGUCCCAGCAGACAGCAGCUAAGUCGCUCUGCUCUGCCGUCCCUGCAGACUUUGGUUGGAGGCAACAUCGGCAAUGGUACAACCCUCAGGAACAGAAGCAGUAACUUGGUGGGUCUGUCUGCGCCCCCUCUCUCGGCCCUCAUUACUCCGGAGCCGGUCCGUCACUCGAGGAUCCCCGAGCUGCCGUUGGACAGCUGCCUGCUGUUUGAGUUCCUGCUCUUUCUCUAUUUGCUGGUGGCCUUGUUUGUCCAGUACAUGAACAUCUACAGGACGGUGUGGUGGUACCCAUACAGCCACCCUGCUGCCUCUACCUCGCUUAACUUCCAUCUAAUGGACUACCACCUGGCUAUCUUCAUCACAGUCAUGUUGGCCAGGAGGCUUGUAUGGACUAUAGUUUCUGAGGUGUCUCACAGCAGCGGCGGAUCACUGCUCCGAUACGUGGCUCUGAUCGCAGCUCGGCUCAGCCUGCUGACCAUGUGCGGCUGGGUGCUCUGCUGGACACUGGUCAACCUCUGCAAGAACCACUCUGUGCUCAACCUCCUCUUCCUGGGAUACCCAUUUGGCGUGUACGUCCCGCUUUGCUGUUUCCAUCAGGAGGGAGGGAAAAGCCAAACGGCAGCGGCUGACUGCGAUUACCCCCCGGAGCACCAGCAGACCGAACUAACCGAGACCCCGUUCUUUCGACCACGUGACUUCCUCUUCCUGUUGCGAGAGAACCUCAGAGAGCAGUUCUCCAGCCCGCCGCACAUGCCUACGCACACCUGCCCGCCACACACACACUCGCACACGCCGGAGUUGAUCCGAGCAGAGGUGGAGGAACUGAAGAGCGACUUCAACCGGCGAAUCAAGGAAGUGCUGUUCAACUCGCUGUUCAGUGCCUACUACGUAGCCUUCCUGCCUCUCUGCUUUGUUAAGAGCACCCAGUACUAUGACAUGCGCUGGUCAUGUGAGCACCUGAUCAUGGUGUGGAUCAAUGCGUUUGUGAUGCUGAUGAGUCAGCUGCUGCCCCCCAGUUACUGCGACCUGCUUCAUCGCUCGGCGGCUCACCUAGGCCGCUGGCAGAAACUGGAGCACGGCUCAUACAGCAACGCACCUCAGCAUGUGUGGUCAGAAAGCACCAUUUGGCCUCAGGGCGUGUUGGUACGACACAGUCGAUCUCUGUAUAAGGCAGUUGGAACUUAUAAUGUCGCUCUGCCCUCUGAUGUUUCCCAUGCAAGGUUUUAUUUCCUGUUCCACAAGCCAUUGCGGAUCCUGAACUUGCUGAUCUGGAUCGAGUCCAGUGUGGUUUUGUACCAGUUAUACUCUCUGCUGCGCUCUGAGCGCUGGAACCACACUUUGUCUCUGGGCCUUAUUCUCUUCUGCAACUACUAUGUCCUUUUUAAACUGCUCCGAGACCGCAUCGUGCUGGGCAAAGCCUACUCCUAUCCGCUUACCUCCAACAGUUUGGGGAUCAAGCCGCAGUGAAGGCUCCGCACAGUGAGACCUCCCCUACGAACUCUGGAUGUGGAGGGAAGACGGGUGGCGGUCUGGUAAAGUUGAGGACUGGGAGGGUUGUUUAGCGCUCACACUCGGAGGUUAAGGGACAGACUGUGAACUCAUAAUCGUGUUUUGAUACGGUUCUAUUUUUAAUGCAAUGUUUAUAUAAACCUAUUUAAAAGAAUAUUUUUAUUUUGUAUACUAUUUCGAGUUACGCCGGGCAUUACCACGCUGACGACAUUAGCAUGUUGUGUUAUGUUGUUGCUAGGCGACAGGGAAGUCAGGGAAUGCCGGGAGGUGACUUUCACCAAAGAUAUUUUAAGUGCAGGUGGCCAAUCACAGAGCGGACCUGGCCUCUGACAGUCCAUUAAACCAGACGAGCGACUCAGAGCAGUGGAAGUGCCUGAGAUCCUGAAUCCUGAUUGGCUGUUCUGCUUCAUCCCUGAGGCUCUUAGAGCUUAGACCAGUGAAACGGAUGCAGCUCUUUGAGGUCGCAGAACGCCGUCACUGCUCUCAACAGCUUCAGCACGUUUUCACGGGUGAUUUUAAAGCAAAAGUUCAACAUUUUGGUUUCAGUCAUUUGCUUUGCUUUUCAGGCAACAGCAUUGCGACGGUUAGCUCAAUGAUAGCACAAAGACUGGAAACAAGGAAACGGCUAGCUUUGAUCUGUCCAACGAUAACAAAAUCUGCUUACCAGCACCUCUAAAUCUCACUAGUUAACACAUUAUGUCUCGUUUGUUUAAUUGGAAAAAAGAUUGAAGUGUAAAAACGACUGUUUGUUCAUUUAACAGUUGGCUAUGUGCCAGGUUGCGUCCGAAUUUCCCCACUAACCCUCUAUUUAAUGCACUAAAACAGUAUGUGAGAUUUUUUUUUAGUAUGUCCAAAACCUUUGUAUGAAACCAAUAGUACGCAAAUUGCAUACUAUUUCCAGUGAAAUAUUGCAGUAUGCAAACGCUGGACACCACGGUGGCAAAAUAUCCCACAAUGCAAUGCAGUAGUGAUGACAACAUUCAUAAUAGACGUUGAUGGACAACUCUGUAACAUCAAUAACGCUUCAAUUUAACUGUAAGUAUAAGAUGUCACUUUGCUCGGCAUAAUAUACAUUUUUAAUUAAUUCAGACUCUGAUUCUCACAAACCGUCGUUUUGGUCACAUGAGGUUGGAACGGGUUACCAUGCUGGCGAGGAGGCUCUCAGGAAGUGACGACAUAAAUUACUGCUUAGUGCGUCCGAAAAGAUACACACUACUGUUAAUUCACACAAAAGUAUGUUGAACGAUAGUACACGUUUUGGGUAUGUAGUGCAUAGUAUAAUAAAUUAAUAUCAUAAUAUUCGGUUUCGGACAAAGCCCCAGACUAUAUCUUGGCUCUGAGCAGUUGCCAGGCAACCACAGAGACUCCAGGUAAGUUACUGUCUGGGCAAGAAUAUGUUCUGGCAAAUAACCCCCCCGUAAAACAGCAAAAGUUUUUUUCACACUUUGAUUAUUGUUCGAAUUAAAACAAAGACGAUGUAACAUGUUUGUAACCAUUAGACAGAACCAGGCUAGCUGUUUCCCUCUGUUUCCAGUCUUUAUGCUGAGUUCAGCUAACCAGCUGCCUGCAGUAGCUUCAUAUUUAACGGGCAGAUAAGAGGGUGGAUUAGCUUUUCCCAUCAAAUUGUUAAACUUUUGCUUAAAGCAGAGCCUCAGUGUGGAUUUAUACCAUCAAGUGGAAUAAAACUUUCCUACAAACUGACUUGAGAUCAGUCUGUAGGAAAGGACACUUUAGGUACUCUUGUCCACUGCCUCUGCAGAGAAUGCUGUAUUCUUCCUCAUUCACUUUUGUUACUGUGUUUUUACGAUCAGUAUCUGCUUGUUUCACAUCAUUGGCUAUCUGGAGAAGAGUUACAGCACCAGUCUUUACAAACUUACACCAGAGUGUCAACAAGUGAGAGGGGACUGAGAUACUAUUGGUAUCUUUAAACUCAAAGCACACCCAGAAAUGUAACAAAUAGGGCUGUCAAUCGAUUACAAUUUUUAAUCGCAUGAUUGUCCAUAGUCAAUGGUGAUUUAUCGCAAAUUAAUUGCAUAUCGGUUCAAAAUGUACCUUAAAGGUCAAGUUGUCAUGUAUUUAA
This is a messenger RNA of Sebastes umbrosus (honeycomb rockfish), 4067 nucleotides long. RefSeq names its product transmembrane protein 39A (gene tmem39a). The record is from RefSeq and is a predicted model, not a curated record. Gene Ontology annotation, cellular component: endoplasmic reticulum membrane. Gene Ontology annotation, biological process: negative regulation of autophagosome maturation; negative regulation of autophagosome assembly. The transcript is spliced from 9 exons. The coding region runs from base 464 to 1945 and encodes 493 amino acids. Lineage: Eukaryota; Metazoa; Chordata; Actinopteri; Perciformes; Sebastidae.